Messenger RNA from Condylostylus longicornis, 679 nucleotides. Its product is annotated as ras-related C3 botulinum toxin substrate 1-like. The coding region runs from base 149 to 679 and encodes 176 amino acids. Lineage: Eukaryota; Metazoa; Arthropoda; Insecta; Diptera; Dolichopodidae. The transcript is spliced from 2 exons. Gene Ontology annotation, cellular component: cytoplasmic vesicle; cytoskeleton; cell cortex. The record is from RefSeq and is a predicted model, not a curated record. Gene Ontology annotation, molecular function: GTP binding; GTPase activity; protein kinase binding. Gene Ontology annotation, biological process: regulation of actin cytoskeleton organization; small GTPase-mediated signal transduction; actin filament organization.
UCUGAAUUAAUUACAAGUACGCACAAUAUACAAUAUAAAUGUAUGUUGAUUAAUAAAGACUUGAGUAUAAAAAUUUAAAAAUUCGAAAUAAAGUAUUCAUUAAAGAGAGCUCAAAUUACACAAAGUACCUCCACGAAACAAAAUAAUAAUGAAUCCUAACAAAUGCAUCCUAGUUGGUGAUUCAAAAAUUGGUAAAAGUUCUUUAAUAAUAACUUAUUCUAUUGAUAUAUUUCCUGAUGUAAUACCUAAUGUAUUUGGAGAAUAUAGUAAAUUUAUUGUCUAUGAUGAAAAAACAAUCAAUUUAGAAAUGUGGGAUUCAUGUGCUCUUGAAGAAUAUAAUCGUUUGAGACCUAUAUCAUAUCCUUUCAUGGAUGUUUUUUUAAUAUGCUUUUCCGUAGUAGACAGAAACUCAUAUAAGAGAGUUAAAGAAAAAUGGUAUCCGGAAGUACAUUUAAAGCAUUCUAAAACUCCGAUUAUUUUAGUAGGUACCAAAACCGAUUUAAGAAAUGAUGAUAACAUUGACGAUGAUCAAGAAUGUGUAACAUAUUCAGAAGGUGUAGAGAUGGCGAAUCAAAUUGGUGCAACUAAUUAUUAUGAGUGUUCAGCUUUAAAAAAAAUUGGAUUAGAAGAGAUUUUUAAUGAAGUUGCAAGAUUAAUUGUAUAUCCUCCAAAGACUUAA